Molecule: messenger RNA, 2472 nt
Organism: Paramuricea clavata
Lineage: Eukaryota; Metazoa; Cnidaria; Anthozoa; Malacalcyonacea; Plexauridae
Source: the annotation of a GenBank genome assembly
AUGUUAUUUUCAGACUCUGGGCUGAGCACCCAUACAGUUCCAUCAACUAGUACUCCCACUGUGAACAUCAACAUUCCUUUAAAUGAUUCAAGUACAGAGUCUUCAAAUUCAGUUAAUGAUGAUGAUGAAGUUACAGGUAUGACACCAAGACCUCUUCUUCAAAGGAUCUCCUGCAAAAAAUAUUUUAACCAAUUAGAUUUCUGAACAGCUUUAAAAAUGAAUUAAUCAAUGUCCCACUAAUAUUUAGGUCCUUUCUUAGGUCCAUCCUCAAGACCAAUGCAAAUUGACUCUGGAACACAACACAAUCCUGUUGAACCUACUAAUCAAGGUUAAGCUUCGUUAAGGUCAUUUACUGUACUUUAUAAUUUUUAGUCAGGCUAAUAGUAUUAACACUAUUUCUUUUAUCAAUUACAGGUGGUACUAGUAAAACAUCUAAUUAUGCUAAGCAGAAAAAAGUGAACAAGGUUUAUGCUCGGCAGAAGAAAAGAAUACAACGACUCCGUAAAGCUUUAAAUAUGAAAAAGAAGAAAAGCAACAACAUAGAUAAGCAUACCAUAUUAGAGGCUCUUCAGACCAUGCUACCAGAAAAUAUUGUAACAUUCAUCUCACUCCAGAUAGACUUGCACAAGAAAAAGAAUAAAGGGCAACGAUACAGUCCUGAGAUGAAAUCAUUCGCUCUUUCCCUUUAUUACAUCAGUGGAAAGGCGUACAAAUUGUUGUCGAAAUUCUUCAAGCUUCCAUCCAAAAGUAGUCUGAUGAAAUGGGUAGCUGCAUUUCCAACUGCUCCAGAACUGACCCCAGCUGCAAAGGAAGUUCUAGCCAGAAAAGUCAACAUUAUGAGCGAGUCCAGUAAGUUGUGCACUAUCACAAUGGAUGAGAUGGCCCUUAAGGCUAACCUGUUGUAUGAUCCUGGUAAAGAUCAAGUCAUUGGUGUUGAAGAUUUUGGUAAGGGAGAGAGAAGCAGCCUCAUUGCAACAUCUGCACUAGUCUUCAUGGCCCGUGGUAUAAAUGAAAACUGGAAGCAGCCCCUGGGAUAUCUUCUAGUCCAUGAAUCCUGCCCCAGCGAUAAGAUCAAAGCUAAGUUGUUGGACAUGAUUGAUGAAGUAACAUCAAUUGGACUCCAUGUUACAACUGUUGUUUCUGAUUUGGGCUCCAAUUUCCAAAAGAUGAUUAAAAGCCUUGGCAUUACACCAACACAACCAUGGUUUUGGCACAAAGGUAGAAAGAUCUUCUAUGUAUUUGAUCCACCACACAUAAUAAAAGCUGUCCGAAACAACUUGAUGAAAUAUAACUUUCAUUUUGACGAAAAAUUGGCUUCUUGGGAUCACAUACAAGUAGUGUACAACAGAGAUCAACUACAACCCAUACGCUGUUGUCCCAAGCUCACACAAAGGCAUUUAAAUCCUAAUGGUUUUGAGAAAAUGAAGGUCAAGUAUGCCACACAAGUCCUCAGCCAUACAGUUGCAUCAACGCUUCUAACAUAUGUGUCUCUUGGUGCAUUACCACCAGUUGCUUCAGGAACAGCUGAAUUGCUUUCAAACUUUGACAAUAUUUUUGACAGUCUAAACAGCUCAUCACUCUCUAGCACAAAGCUAUACAAGCAAGCUAUAUCAAAAGAUUCCCCACACCAAGAAUUCUUGGAACAUAUGCUAAAGUUUGUUAAAUCCAUAAAGGUGGUUAAUCCAUCUAAUCAAGAAGAUGUUACAAACAAAUUGCGAUGCCUCAAAGGUCUCCAAACGACAAUCAAUGGCGUGUUGGCUCUGUGGAGCGAUCUGCAAGAAAACCAUGCAAGGCAGUUUCUGAUGACAAGGCGUUUGAAUCAAGACCCUCUGGAAAAUUUUUUUGGCCUCAUCAGACAGCAAGGUGGCAAUUCUGACAAUCCAACACCUCAUCAAUUUACUAAAGCUUUUCGAAAACUUUUCUUCGACAACUACCUGUCUCCACUGCCAUCAUUCAACUGUUCUGCUGAUUCAGACACAUUUCUGGUGACCAUGAAGGACCAAUCCAGCUUGUCAGCCUUGUCAGAUCCUUGUCCAGGUACUCAAAAGAACACCAAGAAAGGACCUGUAAUCGACGAGAAAGACUACAAGCGUGAGGAAGUUGAGAAGAAUUUAAUGUCCAUGAAUGCACUGACGUAUGUUGCAGGAUACCUACUGCGAAAAUGCCUGGGCAAACACAAAUGCCUUACUUGUGCACAGAAGCUUACCAUGACCAGCCUGACCAACAGCAGCCAGCUACUGUGCUAUUUUAAAGCUUAUGGAAACAAGAGUGACUUUGGAGGACUGACUGUUCCUCAAGAUGAAUUUAUUCAGUAUGUCACUAAAAUAGAGAGCAAAGUUGUUGAUGAAAUUAGUUGUAAUAUCCAAAGAUCAAAAAUUGCAGAGCACAUAAUUGCAAAAUUGCCAAAGUUUUGUGUAUCAGAGUGUCCUUAUUUCCCAAGCAUGUACCUCAUUGAGUUAUUUGUGAAAAUGC